Messenger RNA from Drosophila bipectinata, 1634 nucleotides. RefSeq names its product phosphatidylinositol 4,5-bisphosphate 5-phosphatase A. Gene Ontology annotation, molecular function: phosphatidylinositol-4,5-bisphosphate 5-phosphatase activity. The record is from RefSeq and is a predicted model, not a curated record. Gene Ontology annotation, cellular component: plasma membrane; ruffle; cytoplasm. Gene Ontology annotation, biological process: phosphatidylinositol dephosphorylation. NCBI's taxonomy places the organism in Eukaryota, Metazoa, Arthropoda, Insecta, Diptera, Drosophilidae.
CCACAUCUUCCAGCUCACAACAUUUUCCAUCCAACUGACAACAAAAACAUAAAUAACGGCCAGCUGACAAAUCUAAAAAUAAUACCUUGAGUUAGUUAAUCUCAUUAAAUAAUUAACGUAUGGUGAAAAGUUAAAGGCUUUUCCAAUGAAAGCAGUUCUUUCAAGCCCUAAUUACGCUAAAACUGAAAGCUGUCAAGUUCAAAACCGGAUUUGGAUGCCCAUGAACUCAUCUCUAUGCCUUUUGUGACGUCCAAAGUAUUAAUCAUAGAUAAUUAGCGAGUAGAAAAAAUGGUUACGACAACGGUGAUAGCGGAUUUAUGCAUUUUCCUGCUUACAUGGAAUGUUGGGACACAUUCGCCGCGGGAUCAGCAGUUGGCAUCGCUACUGGCUCUCAAUGGAAACAGCACCUGCCCGGGAAAUCAGCUACCCGACAUAUAUGUGAUCGGAAUGCAGGAGGUGAGCACCAAACAGGUGCUGAAAAUCUUCCAAGAUGAUCCCUGGGUGCUCAAGAUUGCCAGUGCUCUGCAAGAGCACGAGUUUGUUAAAGUGGAGGCCAAACAGCUUCAGGGGAUUCUUAUCACCAUGUUUGCCCAGCACAAGCACAUCCCUCACAUGAAGAACAUUGAGACGGAGGCGACACGAACUGGGCUUGGUGGUCUAUGGGGAAACAAAGGAGCUGUGAGCAUCCGGCUAUCCCUAUAUGGCACAGGAGCUGUUUUUGUUUGCUCCCAUUUGGCGGCCCACGACGACAAGUUGAAGGAGCGCAUUGAGGACUACCACCAGAUUGUGGACAACCACAAGUAUGAUUCAGUGGGUUAUCGCAGAAUAUUCGACCACGAUUUUGUGUUCUGGUUUGGAGAUUUGAACUUCCGCCUGUCCGGAGAUAUGUCUGCUUGGGAUGUGCGCACAGAUGUGGAAAAUAGACGCUAUGCUGAUCUUCUCAAGCUGGAUCAAUUAAAUAUUCUGAGGGAAAAGGGCAACGCCUUCAGCCUGCUGGAGGAGCAGCAGCCUGACUUUGCGCCCACGUUUAAGUUUGUCGAGGGCACCAACGAUUACGAUUUGAAGCGACGACCCGCCUGGUGCGAUAGAAUCCUGCAUCGCGUGCAGAGCAACGUUUAUCCGAGCAUUGCCCUCAGCGCCAAUCAGUUGUCGUAUCAAUCGCAUUCGGACUAUACGCUCUCCGACCAUCGACCCGUAUCCGCCACAUUCAACUACAAGGUCGAGUCCGUCAACCAGACCUUCACCGACGAGGAGCUAUACGAGAUGACGCACGGAGCUGCUUCCAAUCCAACCGCUGCUCCAAAUGUUAGUUUAACCUUCGCCUUUAUUUUGCUUGUAGCCGUGCCGUAUUUUCAACAUUGAUUUUGCUUCUUUUGUAGUUGUUGUUUAACGCUGAACUAGAACAGUGGUAACGCCGCCAUGACGUCCCAUAGUUGUUAACUAUUAAUUGUGUCAAUCGAUAUGCUUCUAGAUAAAAUCUAAAGUAGAUUUAUAGAGUAACGUUAAAGACUUCCUUUCAGAAGGAGAACCGUGAAUGAAAUAAAUAUCAAGUACAAUGUGAUGGAAUCUCAGCUACAAAAGCAAUACAACAAGUAAUUCUCGAGUGAUUUAAAUAUCAGAUAUACAGAUAUCAU